Messenger RNA from Sabethes cyaneus, 1821 nucleotides. RefSeq names its product glutamate receptor ionotropic, kainate 2 (gene Ir76b). NCBI's taxonomy places the organism in Eukaryota, Metazoa, Arthropoda, Insecta, Diptera, Culicidae. The transcript is spliced from 6 exons. Gene Ontology annotation, cellular component: membrane. The record is from RefSeq and is a predicted model, not a curated record. Bases 1 to 1821 code for a protein of 606 amino acids. Gene Ontology annotation, molecular function: ligand-gated monoatomic ion channel activity.
AUGGGUGCCUGUAAACUAGCUCCAGUCAAAAGUGGUUCGCAGUUUUCACUUCGCCUCUUCUUAAAACUACUGAUCGCUUUUUGUGCCCUACAACAAUGUGCUGCACCGGUGAAAGCGGAUAUUCAGCCCAUCGAGUCAGAAAAAAACAUCAGUGACAGUCGCGGAAACGAUGGCCAAUUUUACCAGAGUGAAUCGAAGAGUAGUCAAGCCGUCAAGGAUGCCAUCUGGGGUCAGUUGGCCAAUGAACUGCAAGGCCGGGUACUCAAAGUUACCACUUUGGAGGACUGGCCGCUCAGCUACACUGAGCGCAUCAACGGUACCCUGUAUGGCCGCGGAGUGGCUUUCGAGCUGUUCGAGUUCAUCAUGGAAAAGUAUAAGUUCAACUACACGCUGGUAAUGCCGGAGCACAACAUUGUCGGGUCCACCAACGACAUGGAAGGCAGUGUUAUCGAGCUGCUGGCCCAAGAAAAGGCGGAUGUGGCCGUAGCCUUCCUGCCUAUCUUAGCCGACGCACGACAGCACAUACUCUACUCAGCCGGACUGGACGAAGGCGAAUGGAUGAUGAUAAUGGUACGGCCAAUGGAAUCGGCCAGUGGUGCCGGUCUGCUUGCUCCGUUCCAGCGCGAUGUAUGGAUUUUGAUUCUGGUUUCCCUGCUAGCAGUCGGACCGAUCAUCUAUGCCUUGCUCGUGCUGCGGUACAAGAUGACCAAAGAUAAGGAACAGGCCCUGUACCAUCUGCCCCAUUGCGUGUGGUUCGUGUAUGGUGCGCUGAUGAAACAGGGUAGCACUCUGUCCCCCACGGGAGACUCCACACGCAUCCUGUUUGCCACCUGGUGGAUAUUUAUAACACUGCUCACCUCGUUCUACACAGCCAAUCUAACCGCUUUCUUGACGCUAUCGAAAUUCACCCUGCCUAUCAACAGUGCCGAAGACGUGCUCCAGAAGGAGAAGCAGCUCGUCACCAUCCGUGGCAAUGCGAUCGAAUAUGCCAUCAAGAACAGUGACGAGGCCUUGAACUCGCUCAGCGCUCUGGUGGACAAACAUCUGGUCGAAUUCACAACAAAUCUGAACGACAGUGACAUCCUGAUGACAACAGUGGCCAAAAAGAGCUACGUUUACGUUCGGGAUCGACCGGCUUUCGCUCAUAUGGUCUAUAGCGACUAUCUAGUCCGACGCAAGGUUAAUCCGGUCAACGAACGAAGCCACUGUCCGUUUGCAGCUGCCACUUCACCGUUUCUGAAAAAGGUUCGAGCCUUCGCCUAUCCGAACACCACCCGUUGGAACAUUUUAUUCGACGCACAGCUGCUGAAUAUGGUCGAGGGAGGCAUCGUUAAGUUUAAACUGUUAGAAAACCUCCCAAAAGCUGAAAUAUGUCCACAGAAUCUGGGUGGUACAGAGCGACAGCUGAAAAACCGUGACUUAACCAUGACCUACUUGGUGAUGCUAACCGGAUUCGGCACAGCGAUUGUUGUUUUUGUAACGGAGAUGUUCUUCCGAAUUCUGAACGAACGUAAAUUCAGCAAAGAACCGCAAUCCGAGUCCCGGAAGAUCCCCGCAGCGAUAGAAAAACUGACCUACUUUAACGGCAAGCCAAGAUCCCUUGGCGAUUCACCACCGCCCCCGUACGCGGAGAUUUUCAGCCGGCACACGAACGGAACGUUAGGAUUUUACGGUAGCAAUAUCGAUCCAACCGCUGGAUCCCGUCGGAUGAUCAACGGUCGCGAUUAUAUGGUUGUGAAGGAGAAAAACGGCAUCGGAUCGCAACUGAUUCCGAUCCGAGCCCCUUCCGCAACCAUCUUUCAGUAUACGUACACUAAUUAA